This is a messenger RNA of Protopolystoma xenopodis, 363 nucleotides long. NCBI's taxonomy places the organism in Eukaryota, Metazoa, Platyhelminthes, Monogenea, Polystomatidea, Polystomatidae. The record is from the annotation of a GenBank genome assembly.
AUGAGCCCGCCUGACAACCAGACAUGCACAAUUUCCCCUCACUUUUCUGCUUCCCCUUUAGUUCCCACCUCUACCAGCCGGGCAUUGGUCGGCCAUUCGAGCAAACCUGACCUGGCCGAGGCAGUACAGACGAAUGCCCUAUCCUUGCCACUGGAAGUAGAAAAAUGCAGAGCUGACAAUUUUUUGAUGAAAUGUGGUUCACAAAAUGGUGUUAUCACUCCAUGCAUCGAAGGAAAGCUUUUAGGACUCCAAUAUUCUAAGCAAAUCCGAGACAGCAGAAAUUCAGGUUCAGCAGGAACCACAUUAACUUGCGGAUACACGAUUCUGGCGUCGCUUUGUUACAGGGCGCUGUCGGUUCGGUGA